This is a messenger RNA of Cadophora gregata, 3611 nucleotides long. RefSeq lists its product as uncharacterized. Gene Ontology annotation, molecular function: zinc ion binding. The coding region runs from base 372 to 3611 and encodes 1079 amino acids. NCBI's taxonomy places the organism in Eukaryota, Fungi, Ascomycota, Leotiomycetes, Helotiales, Ploettnerulaceae. The record is from RefSeq and is a predicted model, not a curated record. The transcript is spliced from 3 exons.
UUUAUGUUAAAGCCCAUAGUCACAUGCCAAGUAAGUGCUUUGAAGGCCUCUUUGUUCAGGCUCUGAAUGUUUCGGAUUUCAUUCCAUCCGCAUGACUUCCUGCUCCGGCGUAACUUUCAGAACGCCUGUAGACGAUGAAUAGCUUGCUCUAUUUCUAUUUACUUGACUCAGGUACUCUCGAGGUGAUUCCAGGAUACUCCUAUGGUUGGAGAAAUGCCCUAAGAAGGAAACUACAGCCUUCAGCUUCUCAUUCACCUACAAAGCAACCAACUCCUCACUGCAUGCGUGAGUGAAUCAGGAAGUCUCAUUGACGAAGGCUCGCUCGUGACUCGACCCAGUUCGCCGCCCGCCUUGUCUCGCCCGUCUUGCCGAUGAGGCAAGCUGGAGCUUUAUCAAGCCCACGAUCACGACUCCGCAACUCUAUCCUCUAUCCUCUCUCCUCUCCUCGUUUCUCACAGCAACCACCAACAUCGACCUCUGCCUUCACCUCUACUUUUACAUAUGACCCCCUACAAAACAAAAGAAUUUUACCUCCGAGCGUCCUGAUUUUUACCGUCGCCGCCCCGCCUUCUACGUAUUUCUGGAAAUCGCCUUCAGCUUGCAGUCGUAAUCCAGGGCGGCCUACUGACUACUGUACCUUCCGUACCGCAAUCAAGCAAGCGAGCGGCGCUAACAGCACAGCUUACCUUAUCGACACUCGACAGACAGCCGUGAGCUCGGGCUCCCCCAAGGCAACACCUGCACCUCCUCACCUCGAUCCCCUCCCCUCACCCUCACCCUCACCCUCACCCUCACCUCCUCGACCGCUCUCCAUCCUUCCUCCUCCUCCUCCUCCUUCAUCCAACCUCAACUCUACUCUGCUUGCAAGAAUACCCAUAACGGUUACUUCUUGCACUGCCACUUUGAUACUUCCCAAGAUUUCAACAGCUGCGAGCAUACAGUUCGUCUUCCCCACCUCACCUGAGACGCUUGUUGCACGUCACCGCUUGACCUCCAAGCUGACACAGUACAGCCUCAUACCCACCGCAGUCAUGGCGUCGACUACGCCUACAACCGCAGAUACUCUGGUCACCUUGAAGAUCAAUAUCGAGGGCACCAACCGUCGAUUCAAGCUCCCACUCCGUGAUCUAGUACCCAGCACUCUUCCGGAUAAGCUCCGCUUCCUCCUCGCAAUCCCUCCUUCCGUCGAGGCUAUCUUCGAACGUUACUCCGAUAGCGCCGCUGCAUUCAUUGUCCUCGACCCAAACAAUACCUCCGUCUACAAGCAACUCUACCGCGCUGCAAAGGCCAAGCUAAAGCUUCGUCUCAAGGUCACUAUCAAGGAAAAGGAGCUUGUCACCCCUAAACCUGCUACUGUCGAGGACGAGGAGCCAAAUCCAGUCAGCCCAGUUGAGGAGGAGCCUGCCCAGAUUGAGCCAACUCCAGAGGCGACUCCAGCUCCUGCAACAGAAUCGUCUGUCAGCUAUCCGGAGAAGACCGUCUAUCCAGGAAGCGUUGCUGAGAUCCAGAAAGGAUUCGAGGAGCUCUUGAUCGCCAGCAACGAACAUUCGAAGUCCACCUUCAAAUCUUUCGCCCAGCCAUCAAGUAGCUCUACCUGCUGCAGUCAGUUCAAUAAAGAUACAGCCAAUAUGCUCCAUCAUAAGGAGGCUCCCAGAAUGAACACUUGCUCGAGCAGCGAGAUCCCGGUCACCCGUGGAACUGCUGCCCGUGAUAAGUGGUUUGCUGAGCUUGCUGGCCUGUCCAAUUUGGCCAGCGACCGUACAACGAGUCCCUGCGUUCCUAUCGUACCAGCUUCCCCAAGUCCAGGAACCGUCAGUAUCUACUCGGUCUACUGCAACAACUGCCAGGUCACAACCUCCAAUGCACACUAUCACUGCAGCACUUGCGAUGAUGGUGACUUCGAUCUCUGCCAAGCUUGUGUCGACAAUGGUGUUACCUGCAGUGGCGAUGAUCACUGGAUGAUCAAGCGUUUCGUCAAGAAUGGACGAGUUAUCAACAGCACUACUGAGACAAUUGCACCAAAGUCCAGCCUUGGAGAGAAGAAAGAAACUUGUGUUGUCUCUGAGGAGCCAAUUGCUACCCGUACUUGCAACUCUUGCAUUAAUGAACUCUCAGAGGAGAACUUCGUUACUUGCACUUCUUGCCCCGACUACGACUUGUGCAUUCCCUGCCAUGUCAGCUUGGAGCAUGGACAUCACCCCAAGCAUGCUUUUGAGCCAGCUGUUGAGGAUACUACUCUUGACUUGGUUGCUAAUACUCUUCUUGCUCCUGGCCGAAACACUGGUCACAAUGCUAUCUGUGAUGGCUGUGACAAGUAUAUUUACGGCGUUCGCCACAAGUGCCUUGACUGCCCAGAUUGGGACUUCUGCUCUGCAUGCCACCCGAAUGCUAGCUUCAUCCACCCCGGCCACCGAUUUGUUCCAAUCUACGAGCCUCUUAAUGAUAUCUCCGCCAUGUCAAGAUCAUUUGCUACUCGUGCUCGCCACCACGGCAUCUACUGUGAUGGCCCGCUUUGCAACUCCGGCAAUGGACAAUCAUUCAUCAGGGGCGACCGAUACAAGUGCGCUGUCUGCCAUGACACCGACUUCUGUGCGAACUGCGAGGCCAGCCCAUCGAACCGCCACAAUCGAACUCAUCCUCUCAUCAAGUUCAAGACUCCUGUACGAAACGUCAGUGUCACAACUCUUGGUGAUCAUGAGGAUGGUCAGCGUAUGCCAGUCAUGGGUGACCGCCGUGGGCGCUCCAGCACGUCGAAAUCUACUGAGACCACACCUGCUCAAUCAUCUAACGCUGCUACUCAGGUCCAGACCGUUGCUGAGCUCAAGCCAUCUGAGCCAGUGAAGGUCGAGGAGACCCCAGUCAAGGCCGAGAAGGUCCCAGAGGUCAAGAAGGAGGAGGCCAAAGAACUCCCUGCAGCUGCUUUGAAGGAGGAUCUUAUUGCUUACUUCGUUCGUGAUGUCAUUGCUGAUGGUACCAUCAUGCCACCGAAUACUGUCUUCGAGCAAACCUGGUAUCUUCGCAACGGCGGUAAUACAUCCUGGCCCGCUGGAUGUACUGUUAAGUUUGUUGGAGGCGACAAUAUGUGUGCCGUUGAUCCUGAGCAUCCAGCCAGUGUUCACGAGCUUGUGUCCGCUGCUGAGAGCACUACUUGCUACACUGAGGUUGCCCCAGGUCAAGAAGCUGGUUUCACCGUUUUGAUGAGAACCCCAAGCCGUGCCGGUAACUCUAUCUCCUACUGGCGCCUGACUGGCCCUGAUGGAGACAAGUUCGGCCACCGACUGUGGUGUGACGUCAACGUUCAGAUCCCAGAGCCAGUAAUUAAGGAGGAACCAAAGCCUGCUGAUACCAAGGUUGAAGCCGAAGGUAGCCAGAUGAUCUUCCCCAAACUGGAGAAGGAGUCUCCAGCUUCCAGCAUCCACGAGCCGGCACCUGCUGCUCCCGCUGCAUCUAGCGCUGCUCAAGAUGAGGUAGACGAGUUCGAGGAAUUCGUUGAUGAGUCCAUCGAUGACGAUGAGACCGAGGAUGGCUUCCUCACUGAUGAUGAGUACGAUAUCUUGGACGCCAGCGAUGAGGAGAUGAUCGCUGAGCAGUCCAAGCUUCUCAAGAAGUAA